Messenger RNA from Ixodes scapularis (black-legged tick), 1368 nucleotides. RefSeq names its product piggyBac transposable element-derived protein 4. NCBI's taxonomy places the organism in Eukaryota, Metazoa, Arthropoda, Arachnida, Ixodida, Ixodidae. The record is from RefSeq and is a predicted model, not a curated record. Bases 1 to 1368 code for a protein of 455 amino acids. The transcript has 3 exons.
AUGGCGCCUCCGACCUUUCAUCCGAAAGCUUUCUACAAGCAUGGCGGUAAGAAUUUGCUCUACCUCUUCCUUUUUUCUGGUCUUUUAUGGAGCCCUUCCUUGACGAAAGAAGUGGUUUUUCAGACGAACCUGUAUGCCCAGCAGGCUGGAAAACCAUACACUCCUACGACAGAGCAAGAGAUGCGAUCUUUCUUGGGUCUGAACCUCCUGAUGGGUAUAAAACGGAGUCCAAGCUACCGGGAUUAUUGGUCCAGCGUGCCGGACCUGCAUGACCCAUUCAUAUCGAAGAUCAUGACAGUGAACAGAUUUGGUUGGCUGCUGUCUUAUCUGCAUCUAAAUGACAAUGUGCUACAGCCACCAAGAGCCCACCCUGAUUUCGACCGGCUUUAUAAAGAGUUCCCUAAAGCAGUACAUGCCGAAAAGCCCGUGAAACGUGGAUACAAGGUAUGGAUGUUGUGCGCCAGCACCGGCUACAAUUUGAAGUUUGAAAUCUACUCUGGAAGGUCCGAAAGCGGAGUGCAAAAAGAGUUGGGUGCACAGGUUGUCAAGAAAUUGUGUCAAGACAUAUCUGGGAGGCAUCACCGUGUGUUCUUUGAUAAUUAUUUUACGAGCUAUGGUCUCCUGAAGGACUUGAGGGAACAGGGAAUAUAUGCGUGCGGAACAGUGAACCACAACCGGAAGCAUCUGCCCAAGUUGCAAGCCGACAAAGAAAUGGAAAGAGGGAACACUGAUUGGUCAGUCAGUGAUGAGAGUGUUUGCUGCAUGAAGUGGAAGGACAAGAGAACUGUCCACCUUUUGUCGAACUUCCACGACCUUACGCAGGAGGCUGAAGUCGACCGCAAAAACAAGGAUGGGACCGUCACCAAGGUACCAUGCCCUGCUGCUCUCUAUGACUAUAACAAAAACAUGAACUUUGUAGACAAGUUUGACCAAAUGAAAGGGCAGUACGAAAUCGAUCGGAAAUCAACAAAAUGGUGGCACAGGAUAUUUUUUCCCUUCCUGGACUGCUGCGUGGUGAACGCAUACAUAAUCUUCAGGGAGAUUGAAGAAGCUGAGCGGAUGACAAUGAAGGAUUUUCGCCACAGUGUGAUCUCAUCAUUGACUGCUGAAGCACAAGUAGCCUCCAAAGCCAAGAGGAGGUCCUCUACCGAUGCAGCUGUGCAACUGAAAAAGUCAAAGCCCCGCGUUGACACGAACGUCCGCCUGACUGAGAGCAAGCACCAACCAAAAAGAUGUACACACCCCAGGUGUGCAAGGUGCAGCACCAAAACGAAGCCGUCCAGAACAACGUGGAUGUGCGAAACGUGUGAUGUUCCACUCUGCCUCAGGAAAGAAAAAAACUGUUUUUCUGACUGCCAUAAAAAAUAA